Sciurus carolinensis (gray squirrel) is the source of this 1638-nucleotide messenger RNA. Its product is annotated as jerky protein-like. Gene Ontology annotation, molecular function: DNA binding. Gene Ontology annotation, cellular component: nucleus. The record is from RefSeq and is a predicted model, not a curated record. Lineage: Eukaryota; Metazoa; Chordata; Mammalia; Rodentia; Sciuridae.
AUGGCCUCUAAGCAGGUUACUGUGAAGGGCAGGGGGGGAAAGCGGAAACAGGUGGUGCUGACCGUGAAGGAGAAGAUUGACGUCUACACACGCCUGAAGCAGGGUGAGAGCAGGAAGGCGCUAAUGCAGGAGUACAACGUGGGCAUGAGCACCCUGUACGACUUCAAGGCCCACAAGGCCCAGCUGCUCUGGUUCUUCGCCAAUUCUGACUCCAACCAGGUGCUGGAGCAGUGGUGCACACUCCACACACCCAAGCUUGAGCACCUGGACCAGGUGCUGUAUGAGUGGUCUGGUAAAGCAGGCGAGGGUGUCCCUGUGUCGGGCCCCAUGCUCACUGAGAAGGUCAAGGACUUCUAUGAGCAGAUGUGGCUGACUGAGCCCUGCAUGUUUUCUGGAGGGUGGCUUUGGCACUUUAAGGCCAGGCAUGGCCUUAAAAAGCUAGACACAUCCAGUGAGAAGCAGGUAGCUGACCACCAGGUGGCUGAGCAGUUCUGUGGCUUCUUCAGGAGCUUGACCACUAAGCAUAAGCUGUCUCCUGAGCAGGUUUACAGUGCCGAUGAGACUGGCCUCUUCUGGUGGUGCUUGCCAAAUCCCAGCCCAGAUGGUGGGGCAGUGCCCGGCCUUAAGCAGGGUAAGGACAGACUAACCGUCCUGAUGUGCGCCAAUGCCACAGGUUUCCAUAGAAUCAAGCCCUUGGCCAUCAGGAAGUGUCUCAGUCCCAGGGCUUUCACAGGCAUCCAACACCUGCCCAUGGCCUACAAGGCCCACGGUAAUGCCUGGGUGGACAAGGAGAUCUUCUCAGAUUGGUUUCAUGGCAUCUUCCCCUCUGUGAGAGAACACUUUAGAACAAUAGGUUUUCCCAAAGACAGCAAGGUCAUUCUGUUGCUGGACAACUCCCGGGCCCACCCCCAGGAGUCUGAGUUGGCGUCUGAUGACAUUUUCACAAUCUUCUUGCCUGCCAGUGUGACGUUGUUGAUUCAGCCCAUAGAGCAGGGCAUCCGAAGAGACUUCAUGAGGCACUUUAUCAACCCUCCUGUGAGCCUGCAGGGCUUCCCCGCGUACAACAUGAACGAUGCCAUACUCAGCGUGGCCUGUGCCUGGAACACCGUACCCAGCCACAUCUUCAGGAAGGCCUGGAGGAAGCUGUGGCCAGUGGUCAUGUUUGCCAGAGGCUCUUCUGAGAGCAAGGAGGAAGAGGAGGCCGAGCGCUGCAGCACCAAACUGCACAAGACCUUCGCUCACAUCCUCGGGCUUGCAAGAGAGGGCCUCUUCUGCCCGGGCCACAGGCAUCUGCCCGGCACAGGGAGGGCAGUAAAGGAGGCACCCGCUGCUUCCCUGCUGGCUGAGGCUGACGGGGAUGCAGACCAGGUGGAGAAAGUGGCUGGGGAGGACGCUGUGUCCCAGGUGGCCUGGGAGCAGGCAGUCACAGCCUUCGAGGCGCUCCAGCACUUCGUGGAGCAGCAGCCCUGCUUCAGCUUGCAGGAGGUGGGGCAGCUGCACGCGCUGCACUCUGACUUCAGGAGGCAGCUACAGCCGAGUGCCACAGUGAAGCUUGAGGACCUCCAGGAUCGCCCUGGUGGGUGCAGGGCCACAGCCCACCCCACGUUGCCCUGCUCAUCCACAGUCGGUGAUAACUGA